Salmo salar (Atlantic salmon) is the source of this 8059-nucleotide messenger RNA. Its product is annotated as retinal homeobox protein Rx1. The record is from RefSeq and is a predicted model, not a curated record. NCBI's taxonomy places the organism in Eukaryota, Metazoa, Chordata, Actinopteri, Salmoniformes, Salmonidae. Gene Ontology annotation, biological process: positive regulation of transcription by RNA polymerase II. Gene Ontology annotation, molecular function: DNA-binding transcription factor activity, RNA polymerase II-specific; RNA polymerase II cis-regulatory region sequence-specific DNA binding.
GUGGCCCCUCAGCAGUAGGAAGAGCUCCUCUGGAUACAUUUGUCAAUGGAUACCUUGGGAAUGGUGGACGACGGCUGCCUAUCACCAGACAACUACCAUGACAUGCUGAAGGGAGGGGGGUCUAGCGGAGGAGGCCGGGUCCACAGCAUCGACGUGAUCUUGGGUUUCAGUAAGGACCAGGACCCUCUGCUGACCCCUGUGGGGGACGUGGGGGCCCAUAAUGUGGCCACUGAGGGCCUGGAGGACCACCAGGGGAAGCAGGUCAAGUCAGACCCCUACGGACACCUGGCCAGCCUGGGGGACAACACACAGCACUCUGACUUCCAGGAGUCAGGCCUUUUCUCCAGUGAUAAGUGUGAUGGGGACCUGGGGGACCUCCAGCAGGGGUUGGACAGCGACAGGGGGAAGUCACCUGAGCCCCCAGAGGAAGACCACCCCAAGAAGAAGCACCGGCGUAACCGCACCACCUUCACCACCUACCAACUCCAUGAGCUGGAGCGGGCCUUUGAGAAGUCCCACUACCCUGACGUCUACAGCAGAGAAGAGCUGGCCAUGAAGGUCAACCUCCCAGAGGUCCGCGUACAGGUAUGGUUCCAGAACCGUCGGGCUAAGUGGAGACGUCAGGAGAAGAUGGACUCCAGCUCCUUGAAGCUCCACGACUCCCCCAUGCUGUCCUUCAACCGGCCGCCCAUGCCCUCCAACAUGGGGCCCAUGUCCAACCCAUUACCCCUGGACCCCUGGCUGGCCUCGCCCAUGUCCAGUGCCACCCCCAUGCACACUAUCCCUGGCUACAGGGCCCCAGGGCAGGGCCCUCACCUUCAGUCUGCCUACCCCAGCCACUCCCACAGCUUCCUCAACAGCCCCCCAGUACAUGGUGUGGUGCACCAGGGGAUUGUGCAAGGAAUGCAAGGGAGGCAAAGCAUGCAGUCAAUGGCCCCGCCUCCCUACCAGUGUCACCCUAGCUUCAAUGAUAACUACCCUAUGCAUGACGAAGUGGAACGUAGCUCCAGCAUCGCAGCGCUGAGGAUGAAGGCUAAGGAGCACCUUCAUUCCUUGGAUAAAACCUGGCAGCACAUGUGAUGAAUAGGAGAGGAGAUGUUCUGUAUGAAGGCUGUCAACACGUGAUUGUAAUAACAAAAACAAAGACGUUCUGUAUAAAGGAUGGUCAACUUCAAAAAGUGAUUGUAAUCACAAAAACAAAGACGUUCUGUAUAAAGGAUGGUCAACUUCAACACGUGAUUGUAAUCACAAAAACAAAGACAUUCUGUAUAAAGGAUGGUCAACUUCAACACGUGUGAUUAUAAUCACAAAAACAAAGACGUUCUGUAUAAAGGAUGGUCAACUUCAACACGUGUGAUUAUAAUCACAAAAACAAAGACGUUCUGUAUAAAGGAUGGUCAACUUCAACACGUGUGAUUAUAAUCACAAAAACAAAGACGUUCUGUAUAAAGAUGGACUCUAUUUUCCUGGAUAUCAAAUGAAUGGGGGGGGGGCACACAUCUUGAUGGAGAGGAUAUGUGGCACCUUGUCAACUUGUUGACUGACUUAUGAAAACAGAACUGAUGAUCAAUUUAUCAUCAAGCUUUGAUGAUCGAUUUAUACUCCGGAUUCAAUUGAACUCGCACUGUAGUGGACUUGCGAUGGCGGGCUGGAUUGUUGACCAAUAUGCCCCCCUAUCAGUGGAAAGGGACAGGAGUACAUCUAAUACUGCGGAAUUCCAUAUUAGUGCCAGGAGUUUUCCUGACCAUGUGAGCUGACUACAAUAAGAAAUCCUCCUGGCCUAGAUGAGGCAAUAUUAUGACCUGACCAGAGAAAACUCCUGGCCUAGAUGAGGCCGUAUUACCUGACCAGAGUAAUCUCCUGGCCUAGAUGAGGCCAUAUGACCUGACCAGGGAAAUCUCCUGACCUAGAUGAGGCCGUAUUACCUGACCAGGGAAAUCCUCCUGGCUUAGAUGAGGCCGUAUUACCUGACCAGGGAAAUCCUCCUGGCCUAGAUGAGGCCGUAUUACCUGACCAGGGAAAUCCUCCUGGCCUAGAUGAGGCCAUAUUACCUGACCAGGGAAAUAUCCUGGCCUAGAUGAGGCCGUAUUACCUGACCAGGGAAAUCUCCUGGCCUAGAUGAGGCAGUAUGACCUGACCAGAGAAAUCUCCUGGCCUCGAUGAGGCAGUAUGACCUGACCAGGGAAAUCUCCUGGCCUAGAUGAGGGAGUAUGACCUGACCAGGGAAAUCUCCUGGCCUAGAUGAGGCAGUAUGACCUGACCAGGGAAAUCUCCUGGCCUAGAUGAGGCAGUAUCUAAUACUGCGCAAUUCCAUAUUAGGGCAAGGAGUUUUCCUGACCAUGUGAGCUGACUACAAUAAGAAAUUCUCCUGGCCUAGAUGAGGCAAUAUUAUGACCUGACCAGAGAAAUCUCCUGGCCUAGAUGAGGCCGUAUGACCUGACCAGAGAAAUGUCCUGGCCUAGAUGAGGCCGUAUGACCUGACCAGAGAAAUCUCCUGGCCUAGAUGAGGCCGUAUGACCUGACCAGGGAAAUCUCCUGGCCUAGAUGAGGCAGUAUGACCUGACCAGGGAAAUCUCCUGGCCUAGAUGAGGCCGUAUGACCUGACCAGAGAAAUCUCCUGGCCUAGAUGAGGCAAUAUGACCUGACCAGGGAAAUCUCCUGGCCUAGAGGAGGCAGUAUGACCUGACCAGGGAAAUCUCCUGGCCUCAAUGAGGCAAUAUUAUGACCUGACCAGAGAAAUCUCCUGGCCUAGAUGAGGCCGUAUUACCUGACCAGAGAAAUCUCCUGGCCUAGAUGAGGUAGGAUGACCUGACCAGAGAAAUCUCCUGGCCUAGAUGAGGCCGUAUGACCUGACCAGAGAAAACUCCUGGCCUAGAUGAGGCAGUAUGACCUGACCAGGGAAAUCUCCUGGCCUAGAUGAGGCUGUAUGACCUGACCAGAGAAAUCUCCUGGCCUAGAUGAGGCCGUAUGACCUGACCAGGGAAAUCUCCUGGCCUAGAUGAGGCAGUAUGACCUGACCAGGGAAAUCUCCUGGCCUAGAUGAGGCCGUAUGACCUGACCAGAGAAAUCUCCUGGCCUAGAUGAGGCAAUAUGACCUGACCAGGGAAAUCUCCUGGCCUAGAGGAGGCAGUAUGACCUGACCAGAGAAAUCUCCUGGCCUCAAUGAGGCAAUAUUAUGACCUGACCAGAGAAAUCUACUGGCCUAGAUGAGGCCGUAUUACCUGACCAGAGAAAUCUCCUGGCCUAGAUGAGGUAGUAUGACCUGACCAGAGAAAUCUCCUGGCCUAGAUGAGGUAGUAUGACCUGACCAGAGAAAUCUCCUGGCCUAGAUGAGGCCGUAUGACCUGACCAGAGAAAUCUCCUGGCCUAGAUGAGGCAAUAUUAUGACCUGACCAGAGAAAUCUCCUGGCCUAGAUGAGGCCGUAUGACCUGACCAGAGAAAUCUCCUGGCCUAGAUGAGGAUGUAUGACCUGACCAGAGUAAUCUCCUGGCCUAGAUGAGGGUGUAUGACCUGACCAGGGAAAUCUCCUGGCCCAGAUGAGGCUGUAUGACCUGACCAGAGAAAUCUCCUGGCCUAGAUGAGGCCGUAUUACCCGACCAGAGAAAUCUCCUGGCCUAGAUGAGGCUGUAUGACCUGACCAGAGAAAUCUCCUGGCCUAGAUGAGGCAGUAUGACCUGACCAGGGAAACACCUGGCCUAGAUGAGGCAGUAUCUAAUACUGCGGAAUUCCAUAUUAGGGCUAGGAGUUUUCCUGACCAUGUGAGCUGACUACAAUAAUAAAUUCUCCUGGCCUAGAUGAGGCAAUAUUAUGACCUGACCAGAGAAAUCUCCUGGCCUAGAUGAGGCCGUAUGAGCUGACCAGGGAAAUCUCCUGGCCUAGAUGAGGCUGUAUGACCUGACCAGAGAAAUCUCCUGGCCUAGAUGAGGCAGUAUGACCUGACCAGGGAAAUGUCCUGGCCUAGAUGAGGCUGUAUGACCUGACCAGGGAAAUCUCCUGGCCUAGAUGAGGCCGUAUGACCUGACCAGGGAAAUCUCCUGGCAUAGAUGAGGCAGUAUGACCUGACCAGGGAAAUCUCCUGGCCUAGAUGAGGCCGUAUUACCUGACCAGAGAAAUCUCCUGGCCUAGAUGAGGGAGUAUGACCUGACCAGAGAAAUCUCCUGGCCUAGAUGAGGCUGUAUGACCUGACCAGAGAAAUCUCCUGGCCUAGAUGAGGCAGUAUGACCUGACCAGGGAAACACCUGGCCUAGAUGAGGCAGUAUCUAAUACUGCGGAAUUCCAUAUUAGGGCUAGGAGUUUUCCUGACCAUGUGAGCUGACAACAAUAAGAAAUUCUCCUGGCCUAGAUGAGGCAAUAUUAUGACCUGACCAGAGAAAUCUCCUGGCCUAGAUGAGGCCGUAUGAGCUGACCAGGGAAAUCUCCUGGCCUAGAUGAGGCUGUAUGACCUGACCAGAGAAAUCUCCUGGCCUAGAUGAGGCAGUAUGACCUGACAGGGAAAUGUCCUGGCCUAGAUGAGGCUGUAUGACCUGACCAGGGAAAUCUCCUGGCCUAGAUGAGGUCGUAUGACCUGACCAGGGAAAUCUCCUGGCCUAGAUGAGGCCGUAUUACCUGACCAGAGAAAUCUCCUGGCCUAGAUGAGGCAGUAUGACCUGACCAGAGAAAUCUCCUGGCCUAGAUGAGGCUGUAUGACCUGACCAGAGAAAUCUCCUGGCCUAGAUGAGGCAGUAUGACCUGACCAGGGAAACACCUGGCCUAGAUGAGGCAGUAUCUAAUACUGCGGAAUUCCAUAUUAGGGCUAGGAGUUUUCCUGACCAUGUGAGCUGACUACAAUAAGAAAUUCUCCUGGCCUAGAUGAGGGAAUAUUAUGACCUGACCAGAGAAAUCUCCUGGCCUAGAUGAGGCCGUAUGAGCUGACCAGGGAAAUCUCCUGGCCUAGAUGAGGCUGUAUGACCUGACCAGAGAAAGCUCCUGGCCUAGAUGAGGCAGUAUGACCUGACAGGGAAAUGUCCUGGCCUAGAUGAGGCUGUAUGACCUGACCAGGGAAAUCUCCUGGCCUAGAUGAGGUCGUAUGACCUGACCAGGGAAAUCUCCUGGCCUAGAUGAGGCAGUAUGACCUGACCAGGGAAAUCUCCUGGCCUAGAUGAGGCCGUAUUACCUGACCAGAGAAAUCUCCUGGCCUAGAUGAGGCAGUAUGACCUGACCAGGGAAAUCUCCUGGCCUAGAGGAGGCAGUAUGACCUGACCAGGGAAAUCUCCUGGCCUCGAUGAGGCAAUAUUAUGACCUUACCAGGGAAAUCUCCUGGCCUAGAUGAGGCAGUAUGACCUGACCAGGGACAUCUCCUGGCCUAGAUGAGGUAGUAUGACCUGACCAGGGAAAUCUCCUGGCCUAGAUGAGGCUGUAUGACCUGACCAGGGAAAAAUCCUGGCCUAGAUGAGGCUGUAUCACCUGACCAGGGAAAUCUCCUGGCCUAGAGGAGGCAGUAUGACCUGACCAGGGAAAUCUCCUGGCCUCGAUGAGGCAAUAUUAUGACCUUACCAGAGAAAUCUCCUGGCCCAGAUGAGGCCGUAUUACCUGACCAGAGAAAUCUCCUGGCCUAGAUGAGGUAGUAUGACCUGACCAGGAAAAUCUCCUGGCCUAGAUGAGGCGGUAUCUAAUACUGCGGAAUUCCAUAUUAGGGCCAGGAGUUUUCCUGACCAUGUGAGCUGACUACAAUAAGAAAUUCUCCUGGCCUAGAUGAGGCAAUAUGACCUGACCAGGGACAUCUCCUGGCCUAGAUGAGGUAGUAUGACCAGACCAGGGAAAUCUCCUGGCCUAGAUGAGGCAGUAUGACCUGACCAGGGACAUCUCCUGGCCUAGAUGAGGUAGUAUGACCUGACCAGGGAAAUCUCCUGGCCUAGAUGAGGCUGUAUGACCUGACCAGGGAAAUCUCCUGGCCUAGAUGAGGCUGUAUCACCUGACCAGGGAAAUCUCCUGGCCUAGAUGAGGCCAUAUGACCUGACCAGGGAAAUCUCCUGGCCUAGAUGAGGCCGUAUGACCUGACCAGGGAAAUCUCCUGGCCUAGAUGAGGCAGUAUGAGCUGAGGCAGUGACUCCUAAAAUGUUCUCAGAAGACUCAGUCCUGGCGGAUUGAGGUUGAGUUGAGAAAAUCCUCUAUCUUGGGUAAUCUGUCACGCCUGCUAAUUUCGUCGGACAACCGUACCACUUAACACCUAAUUAACCGUUUUUAAAGCGAUUAACCUCAGGUUAACAAUUGAUGGACAGCUGCCCUCAGAGUCUCCCUGAAACCCUUAGAUCUGAUUCAAAGCCUGAUAGUCAGUCACAUCCUUUCCUUUCCUCCUUUCCUUUCCUAAUUUCCUUUCCUCACCUUUCCUCCUUCUCUAUUCCUCUCCCACUGUUUUACAGAGAUGCUCGCUAGAUUGUUAGUUUCUGUUCAUACAUACACCACACUAGGAUGUAUACAGUAGAGUGUCUGACAGACUACUACAUGUAAGCAUUGAGUAAAAUUUGAAUUGAAAUUUGAGUUUACUUCCUAAAUUCUCAAAAUGGAACCCAACCCUGUGCACCACCACACAUGUGAUAGUCUGUCAUGUACUGUACAUGUAUAAAUCCUUCUAACACAUCGUAUUAGUUAGUGCUGCUCCUGGAUGUAUUGUUGACAACAGGGGAGGCAGGCAGCCUCUUCUUGGUGCUGUUCUGUUUUUACAUGGCUUAAAGCGGCAAUCAGCAGUACAAACAAUAACUAAGAGUUUUCCCCGCCCCUGUUUCAGAGGAAUGGGGCUGGACAAAUGUAACCACUCUCAAAUUCAUAGACAGAGCUAUGGAUGCACGUUUUAACCAUGUUUUGAGGCUAUAUAGUGUUUGUUUACAUUGUUUUACUCCAACGUUUGUAAACAAAGUCAAUCUUAUAUUUUGGGUUCGGACGAGGUACGACAGUUGAACUAAGCUCAUUAGGCAUUUAUAAGAUAUAUAUUUUUGAAGAAUCAAUGGGUACAUAGCAUUAAUGUAUAAGUCCAAAAAUGGAUGUAGCAACUGCUGAUUGCCCGUUUAAGUGGCAGCAGUUACUAUAGGGCACAGGAAGUACAAGAGGGUGUUCUUUCUAUGCAUUAUGGUUAUUCGGAAAUGAGGGGUCACAUACUGAGUGUGUGUGUGUGUGUGUGUGUGUGUGUGUGUGUGUGUGUGUGGCCCUAGAAUGAGGGCUGCCUGCCUGUCUGAUGUAACACUUCAGUGGGUUAACUGAUUCAUUGUUCAGGACUAUUGAUUCUCCUUUUGGUCUGAAGCUCCUGGAACCAAACGGUUAGAGAGGUUUAGAGUCUGGACUAACAAAUGGUCAUUAAAUCCAUCAGAACAGGGUUGGGGUCAAUUCAAAUGGAAGGCAGUCAAUUCAAGUGAUUUUAAUUAAAAAAAUACUAAUAAAAAUACUUUUGAUACACACUACUUUUCAGUCUAUUGAGAAGUCACUGAAAAUAUAUGCCCUUUGUUCAGUUUACUUCUUGUUUGACUGCCUUCAAUCCUGCCCCUGAAAUCCUGAUGAAAGCACCUUGCUGUUGAAACAAUGGUUAACUAGUAUUAAAUGGUUUGCAUCUUAGCAAUAGAGUGUAGUUACCUUCUUUUUCUCGUAAAACCCACUAAACCAUGGAUGGGCCCUCGUGUAUAUUUUCCAAAAAUAAAACAUUCAUGGGAUACUUCUUCAUACAUUCCUACACACAGAAGUGCAUUUUGUAUUUUUGUGGGAUAUAGUAGUUAGUAAAAGCCAAAGAAAAUAUAUUAUAAAUAUUUGUAAAACAUUGUCUAAUCGACAGUGCGUGUACAAAACAUUAAGAAAACCUUCAUUGAGAUGCACCCCCACCUACAAGGUGUUGAAAGCGUUCCACAGGGAUUCUGGCCCAUGUUGACUCCAGUGCUUCCCACAGUUGUCUCAAGUUGGCUAGAUGUCCUUUGCGUGUUGGACUAUUCUUGAUACACACGGUAAACUGUUGGGCGUGAAAAACCCAACAGCAUUGCAGUUCUUGACACAAACCGGUGCGCCUGGCACCUACUACCAUACCCCAUUCAUAGGCACUUA